This is a messenger RNA of Salarias fasciatus (jewelled blenny), 1636 nucleotides long. It is a transcript of the gene ttll1, whose product is annotated as tubulin tyrosine ligase-like family, member 1. Gene Ontology annotation, cellular component: ciliary basal body. Gene Ontology annotation, biological process: protein polyglutamylation; microtubule cytoskeleton organization. Bases 310 to 1584 code for a protein of 424 amino acids. The record is from RefSeq and is a predicted model, not a curated record. Gene Ontology annotation, molecular function: tubulin binding; tubulin-glutamic acid ligase activity. The transcript is spliced from 10 exons. NCBI's taxonomy places the organism in Eukaryota, Metazoa, Chordata, Actinopteri, Blenniiformes, Blenniidae.
ACAAGAGGGCUUUUAUUGUGACGUUUGCCCGCUGUGGGCGUUUUCCUCGCCGCUUUCAGCUUCACGACACUCGGAUCGAUGGAUUUCUAGCCUGUUAGCCGUAAAGAAAGAGCGAGCCAUGGCUGCAGCUGGAUGCUAACGGUGACACAGGAGGACCGCUCGGAUGUGGCUUUAUUCCCGCACGCUGUCAUGAUGUGGUGUCAGUGACUGGGUGAUGUCCGCCCAGCCUCUGCUGCAGCCUGCUAGCCUGCCCUGACUAGCUGCUACCGAUGACUGGCUGUUUCCUGACAUUCAUCUGCAGGAGGCACCAUGGCCGGUAAAGUCAAGUGGGUGACAGAUAUUGAGAAAUCAGUGCUCAUCAAUAACUUUGAGAAGAGGGAAUGGAUUCAAGUGACCGAAAACGACGACUGGAAUUUUUACUGGAUGAGCAUCCAGACCAUCAGGAACGUGUUCAGCGUGGACACCGGCUACCGCCUGUCAGAUGACCAGAUGGUCAAUCACUUCCCCAACCACUACGAGCUGACUCGGAAGGACCUGAUGAUCAAAAACAUCAAGCGCUACCGCAAGGAGCUGGAGAAGGAAGGCAGUCCUUUGGCAGAGAAGGACGAGAACGGGAAAUACAUUUAUCUGGACUUUGUUCCCGUCACGUUCAUGCUCCCUGCCGAUUACAACCUGUUUGUGGAGGAGUUUCGUAAGAAUCCAUCCAGCACCUGGAUCAUGAAGCCGUGCGGCAAGGCGCAGGGAAAAGGCAUCUUCCUCAUCAACAAGUUGUCGCAGAUCAAGAAGUGGUCGCGAGACAGCCGCACCUCCACGUUUGUUGCAGCAUCCAGUGGUAAAGAGGCGUACGUCAUCUCCCUGUACAUCGACAACCCUCUGUUGAUAGGAGGGAAGAAAUUCGACUUGCGACUCUACGUCCUGGUGACAACGUAUCGGCCCCUCAAGUGCUACAUGUACAAGCUGGGCUUCUGCCGGUUCUGCACAGUCAAGUACACGCCCAGCACCAGUGAACUGGACAACAUGUUUGUUCAUCUCACCAACGUGGCCAUUCAGAAACACGGGGACGACUACAACCACGUCCACGGAGGGAAGUGGACCGUCAGCAACCUGCGUCUGUACCUGGAGAGCACCAGAGGAAAGGAGGUGACCAGCAGGCUGUUUGACCAGAUCCACUGGAUCGUGGUUCAGUCGCUGAAGGCCGUAGCUCCUGUGAUGAAUAACGACAAGCACUGCUUCGAGUGUUACGGGUACGACAUCAUCAUUGAUGAUAAGUUGAAGCCAUGGCUCAUCGAGGUCAACGCCUCCCCCUCGCUGACCUCCAGCACGGCCAACGACCGCAUCCUCAAGUACAACCUCAUCAACGACACCCUCAACAUCGUCACGCCCAACGGGGACAUCCCCGACUGCCGCUGGAAUCGCAGCCCGCCCCGGGAGGCCAUGGGCAACUACCAAGUCCUGUACGACGAGGAGCAGGCGCAGAGCGAGAACGCCGAGCGCGACCUGCGGAGCCGGUCGGGUCAGCCGCUGGGGUCAAAGGGCAUUAAGGGGAGCGCGGGCGUCCGGCCCGCCGUCGCCACCUGGAAAUGAGGCGAUGGCUCAUAAAGACCACCUGUGAGGCACACUGGAUUCAAAAAGAAAA